AUGAUCGAAAACGCCUCAUUGAUAAAACAGGGAGCCGAAGCUGUAAGUAAUGUGAAAGAGGCAAUUGUUAAAGAAAGAUUUAGAAAAACUUAUCGCCACCCAGCCCUUGAUAAAAAGCUUACUGCUAGAAGAGUUACUCAGGAAGCACGAAGUCUCUUCAAAUGUCAUAAAUCAGGUGUUGAUACUCCGAUACUAUAUUUUGUAGAUGUAGAAAGGAGUACAAUAUAUAUGGAGUUUGUUGAAGGAAAAGUUGUCAAGGACUUGAUACUGGAAACAGAUGGAGAAUGGUCCACGCAACUGGCAGAAAAGAUUGGAACAGCGAUAGCAAGAAUGCAUGCUGUCGAUGUUAUUCACGGCGAUUUGACUACCUCCAACCUUUUGUUGAGAGAUUCAAAUAGAUCUCUGGUGGUUAUUGAUUUCGGAUUAAGCUAUGUUUCUUCUCUUCCGGAGGACAAGGCCGUUGAUCUGUACGUACUCGAAAGGGCCUUUCUGAGUACACACCCGAAUUCCGAAGAUAUGUUUAAGGCCAUUCUAAAGACUUAUGAAAAAAAUUAUAAAGCCUCCAAAGGAGUUUUGACAAAGUUAGCAGAUGUUCGUUUAAGAGGACGUAAGAGAAGUAUGGUUGGAUAG
Acaulospora morrowiae is the source of this 630-nucleotide messenger RNA. NCBI's taxonomy places the organism in Eukaryota, Fungi, Glomeromycota, Glomeromycetes, Diversisporales, Acaulosporaceae. The record is from the annotation of a GenBank genome assembly.